Molecule: messenger RNA, 981 nt
Organism: Bicyclus anynana (squinting bush brown)
Lineage: Eukaryota; Metazoa; Arthropoda; Insecta; Lepidoptera; Nymphalidae
Exons: 3
Coding region: 145-549 (134 amino acids)
Source: RefSeq, a predicted model, not a curated record
UUUGUGACCAUCAAUAAAAUUAUUUGUUGUGUUGAUUGAAAUUUGAAAUUUAAUUUACUAUCAUGUAUACAAAAAACAGUGUUUGUAAUACAGCUAAUUAACUGUAAUUUUAUGUAAAUUAUAAGUGAGGUUUCUUCAAUAAAAAUGAAUUUUCGUCUGAUGACAAAACAGCGACUGAUUGUGCUGUGUGUUAUUUUAGCUUUAGUUAUUAGCGCAAUAUUUUUGAAGUUGCUUUACAUUCAAGACAACUAUGAAGGCUCGAAAACAUCAAUCGAAAGAUGCUUUACAGAAUUGACUUCUACUAAAUACCAAUUAAAUGUGGUUACGGAGUACAAGAAUCGUAUAGACAAGCUCCUGACAGAAAUGGAGAAGAAACAAAAAUUAGAAAAAGAACGCUUCAGAGAUGUGAUGGAUAGCUGUGUUGCUAUGAAGCAGCAGUCUUUAAUAUGUCAGAGUCAAUUUGAAGACCUACAAAGUGAAUGCAAGAAAGUUAAAGAAGAUUAUGACAAAGUUAAACAAGAAAUGGAAAAAGCAAAACCAACAAGGUAGCUGUAAGAAAAGUGUAAAAGUAUAAAUACAAUACUAUACUAAUUCAUGCCUUAGGUGACUGCUACAAUAAUUUAGGUAAAAAUAUAUUAAUUAAGUUAAGAUAAUGUGUUAAUCUUGGGCAAAUUCAAAGUGACAACAGUGUAUGUUACCCUCUGGCCAGCAUGCCAGCAUGCAUAGCAUUUUUCAAUCUUUUUGAUUUAAUGGCCUCGAGAACGGAGGUCCUGGGUUCAAUCGCCAUUUGCGCCGUUGAGGUUUUCUUAAUUACCGGCAAAGACGCCAUUAACGAAUUAACGUUCCUUUACGAUGUCGUGUAGAAACUGAAAGUGGUGUGGAUUUUCAUCUUCCUCCUAACAAGUUAGCCCGCUUCCAUUUUAGACUGCAUCAUCACUUACCAUCAGUUGAGAUUGUUGUCUAACUUGUAAAGAAAAGAAA